AUGGGAAUCCCUCUUCGCUCUUCAUCGGAUCCUCAAAGGGACGAACGUCUCCACUCCAUCUACGACAAAUAUCUCUACGAUCCAAAGGAUCUAUACUCGCCCGAUCCAGUCAUCCGCGAGCUCGCCCGCAAGCAAUCAAUCCUCCGCAACGACGGUGCUGCAGAGGAAGCCUCCGCCAAAAGACGCCAACAGCUCCAAGAGCAUCAAGAGCGAGACUCGUUCGUAGACUCCUCGAAAGCACCUCGACACACAAGGAAGACAACUGCCAUCCACGUUGUUGACGCGCCAAUGUCAGCUGCCAGAAACCGGCAAUCUGGUGGUGGCGUCGGUUUUGCCUCAGGUACGAAGGGACACGAUGGUAACGAAGGCGGGCCGUCGCAUCAGCGUCAAGAGAGCGGUGGCGGGGCCUGGGCUGGCUUGAUGACAGGCACUAUGGGCGAUAGCGACAGUGACAGCGACUCGGAUGACGACCGUGUUCGCCGUCCCGCUCCUAACCAACGUGUCACACCUUCGACGCAGCCGUCACCCCAAAUAGCGGGCGCGAAGAGCGUCGCGGGCCGUGCCAUGAAUGCGGCUGGCGAACAAUUGGGCAAUCAACGCGGCAGCUGGACAUCGCGUGCGGCCGCCGUUGGCUCAAGACCCCCCGACAGCGCAUCCCAGAAUCCACCUUCUCUGAAGCUUCUCGGUCUCAAGAGCUUGAAAGAUGGUGGUGCACCUAUCGGCGGCGGUGCCGCAAGCUCCGGCUCAGCGCAACUCCCACAAUCCAAUCGACCCGCCCCUGCACGCCAGGGCUCUCCCCUCAACAUCUCAACUGCUCCUCGGCAGACACCCAGCCCGCAUUUUGACAUGAUGACAGAGCAGCAAGCUCUCGAGCGAAGCGGCAGCGCGGGUCAAGUCAGCCACAGCAAUGGCGAAGACGGGCAUCUCCAGCAACAUCAAAGAGAUGAAUCUAGGACCGGCGCGUCCUCGCGACGCGUGCUCGAUGACGUGACGGACGACGAUGUGGGCCGUCACGGGAGCACGAUCCACUUCGGUGCGGCGCCAGCGCUUGCAUCACCCGGGCUGAGAGGCCAAGAGCAGCAUCGUUGGACAGAAGAGGACAGUCACAUCGCCAAUCGUGGUGCCGUGCCAACCAGUACAUCGGCACAGACCUUGCAAACGCCGGUCGAGGCUCACGGCCGUUUGGCAGCCGGUGAUCGCCCUCCAGCUAGCCCUCGGACUGAGCUGACCCGUCAGCUAGGCUUGAGCUCCUCGCCUGUACAGCAAGCAACUCGUCAUGCUGGCUCGCCUGCCGUGCGCCCUGGUCAAGCUCAAGACUACUUUGGCAAUGCAGCACCUCCACCUGCUGCACCUGCGCCGGCUCAUCAGCACCAGCAGCAGCAAGCCCGACAGAUUGAGCGUCCUUAUCCUCAAGAUCGCUCACCCUUUGGACAGCAGGAUCGUGGAAUGAACGAUCCACGCGGUAGUCCAAACGCAAGCCCUGAAAGCCUGCGCCCGACUGCUGGCAACAUGCCCCCGCCUCGCCAACUGCUCGCAGAUUCUCCUCAGCAGAAUUCUCACAUGCUUCCAGGCGACCGUCGGCAAGGUGCGGCUCCUUCCAACUUCCCUCAGCAGCGAGGUGAGCGAGAGCAGAUAGGAGGUCCUAGAUCACCAAUGCCUCCUAAUGAUGGUCGGGGCUAUCCGAAUCAUAUGGGUGGUCCGGCCGUCCCUUCCGCUGCUAUGGUUGGCCCUGGUCGUGACAUGCAUUCCCAGCCGCGCAACGUUCCAGGCCCAGGUCCUGGGCCUUACAACCAGCCUGCCCCAGGCGGCUCUGCGCCGCGUCGUCCCGUGGGUCCACCUCAACCGAACGGUUAUGGUCCACCAGGAGGUCCCGGCGGCUCGGCUAUGCCGCGACCACAGUACAACAACUCCGGCCCAAACGGCGGACCACCGCCCCCGUUCCCACAGCCGCGCGGUCCUGGUUUCUCGCAGUCGCCAGGCCCACAACAGCGCCACUUGCAAGAGAAGCGUCAGAGCAACGUCUUCCGUCGUUCCAUGGCGUUCCUCACCGGAGGUGGCCAAGAUGGUCAGGUGCCCCAACGCAGACCCAGCAACGGGCCCAAGAGACAAAGCGUGUUCCGUCGCAGCAUGGCGUUCCUGACCGGUCGACCACCUCCUCAGCCUGCGUCGGAAGACGACGACGAGAAUGCGCCUCAGCCUCGCGUGCGGGGCUUCGUCGACGAGAAGCCGCGCUCUCGAACAAAGAGCACUUACAUGGGCGCUAGCGGUAUGGGUGACGAGUGGGACGUCAAUGGUGCAGGGGCCAAAUUCUGGAAGCGCUUCUCUGCAGCUCAACAUCGCGCAGAAAAUGGUGAUCCAACCUCUGAAGCGUACAGGCGCAGGGCCCUGAACGGUCGAAAGCGUGUCAAGAUCUUGGUCACCAUUGGUCUGAUCGGAAUUAUUGCUGCUGUCGCUGGUAUCAUUAUAUGGCGAGAAGGCAUCGAGCAUACGACGGACACACCAGGCUCCAUCGACAGGUCAAGCAACGGUGGAACUUACAUUCCACCGUCCGGCUCUCACACGCAAGCGGAACGUGGUGACGGGGCCGCUUCCCAAGCCGCGCCGACCGCAUCUGCUUUGGCGGCUAGUAGCGCCACGGAUGACACCGGUGUUGCAGAGCAAGACACGGGCACAACUCGACACCACCGCCAUCACCACAACAAUGAGAGGGACGUGGACAAUGAUGCGAGCCUCGUAGAGCUGCUCGGGCGCAGUACCGCGCCGCCAGAAUCGAAAGCAUUUGCAGGUGCCGAUCUGCUUUUAGCACCUCGCGCUACCGGUGCCAUCGCUCGGCCUUUUGGAAGGAGCAGCGAGCCCAUCGAUGUCAUCCGACGUCAUCAACAACAACACCAUCGCAUCGCCGCCUCGAAGCGCGCAUUGUCUCAAUAG
Messenger RNA from Ceraceosorus bombacis, 2928 nucleotides. NCBI's taxonomy places the organism in Eukaryota, Fungi, Basidiomycota, Exobasidiomycetes, Ceraceosorales, Ceraceosoraceae. The record is from the annotation of a GenBank genome assembly.